Phoenix dactylifera (date palm) is the source of this 10572-nucleotide messenger RNA. Lineage: Eukaryota; Viridiplantae; Streptophyta; Magnoliopsida; Arecales; Arecaceae. The record is from RefSeq and is a predicted model, not a curated record.
GACAUCAUGAUGUUUUAAUCCGAGUAGAUGAGAUAUAUGACCUGAACUUAGUGAACUAUUUCUUUCUGGAAUCUUUGGAUUGUCAAGAUAUUUUGAUUUUUAGCACCUCGUUCUUGGCUUUUAUAUUCUGUCCGGUAUAAAGUCUCAGAAGAAUCCCCUCCCACUCUCUUUCUCUCUCUCUUCGAUGGAGAAGCGGAGGAGGCCGAGAACGAUCCUCGCUUCUCCGACGACCGAAGAAACCCUUGUCAACGUCUCGGAGGUCUAAGCGGGGAUCUUUCAUUCUACUGGACUUCGAUUAGGAUCUUGCAUUCUGGUGCAUUUCUUCUUGCUUUUGCUUUAUGAUAUGGUGUUUGAUGUUUUGAUCAAUGUUCUUGUAUUGAUUGCUAUAAGAAUUCGGUGAUUCUUUGAUUAGAUUAGGGCAACUGGACUUGGAGUUCUUGGGUCGGAUCUUUCCACUGUUCUGGAUGAUUCUUGAUGAGUUCUUUGAGAUUUUUUCUCCGGAUUAUGAUGAAUGGGAGAUGUCCGUGUCUAGAAUCCUUGUCGAUGAAUCUUGGUAUAAAGUGCUGCUAGUGUUCUGCGAAGUGAUCAGAACUCAUGUGUCGCGGCUCGGGAUUUACUUUGUCGUUCUUUAUUUGAUUAUCGGAUUUCCUUUGAUGUUUUUAGAAAAAAUGUUCUUGAGCUAAUAAUAAACUUUGGAGUGUGAACCCAUUCCUGAGCUGCUGGGUUUACCGGCUUUGUUGCGGUUGUGUAUGAUGUUUAUGUGGGGAUCUUGCCGAGCUGAUGUUUUCAUCUAAGUAGAUGAAAUAUAUGAGCUGAAGUUAGUGAACUAUUUCUUUCUGGAAUCUUGGAUUAUGACAACUCUUUGGUUAAUCGUCAACUGAUCUAUAUUGUCAGCUAGUGGAGAACCAAAGGCAGUUAUACUUGCAGUAAAGAUGAUCUGAUUAGUAAGUAGAAGCAGCUUGGUGUUACAGCACAAUUUAUUCAUGUAUUAAGUUAAUUGCUAUUUUAUUUAUGAUAUGUUAGCCUCAGGGUUGAAUAGUUGAAAUUUAACUUGCUUUUCGAUGUAUGCUCAUAUCUAAGGAUGCUGACUCAGUGGCCUUGUGUAGUUGGAGGGGCAGAGAAUCGGAUAUCUAAGUGUAGUAACUACAAGAGUUAAAGAGGAUGUUUAGAAUUUUGUUGCUGAAUGCCAAGAGGCCCACUGGAGAAACUAUUGCUAUAAUUGUCAGAGAUAAUAAGAGGUUGGCUUCAGAAAAGAAGUACCAGUAAUAAGGUGCUAUGAUGCAUUUGAUUGCACAUCAAGUGCUGGGAUCUUUAUUUGUUAAAGAUUUAUUUGCUACUUUACUUUUGUUAUUUGAAUCAAAGUUUCUUAAAGAUUGGGGAGUUGUGGAAUAUAGAUGGUGUUUAAGUUCCAAAUAAAUUUCUUAAAAAUUAUAAUUAACAAUCUAAGUUUUUUAAUCUUUUUAGGUCUCUUCUCUAAAGUUGAACUAGGUGAAGUUCAUGUGAACCAAUACAAAUUUUAGUGGUGCCAAAUUUUUGGUGAUUGCAGCCAGUAGCCGAUAAAAGGUGCUAGAAAAUGGGAAUUGAAACUUACCAAUGAUGUUUUGAAUUAUCGAUACUUCUAGAAUCAUGGAUAGUCUAAUAGAUUGCUGGUUAUGCUCCAAUGAACUAUUGAUUUGAUUAUUGGUGUUCUGCCAAAGUAAGAAACUUAGCAAUCGGGAGAGAUGAUUCUAUUUACUAAUUACUAGUACAGUGUCGUGAAUCUUUUGUAUGAUAAGAAGUAUGAAAAUGAUCAUGACUAGUGAUAUCAUGUUGGCCCGUGUGAAGUUUUUUGGUGUAUCAUUGAUAUAAUCCUAGCUCUUUGAUGUAGCCUUGAGCACCUGUGUGGAACUCGUAAACAUGGCUAUUUGUAUGACACUUUAGUACGUGUUCUUCGGAAGAAUGUAUAUGUCUGUAUUUGGUCCUAAUGACAAAAAGAAUUUGGGUAUAAGGGUCUGCUAGUGUUCUACAAAGUGAUCAGAACUCAUGUGAUGUGGCUUUAAAUUUUCUUUUUGAUGUUUUUUAUUUACAACUUUUUUUAUGUCUUUCUGAGAAAAGUUUGUCCUUGGACAAAUUAUGAAGUUACGAGUAGGAACCUAUCUUCGAGUUGCUGGGUUUGCUGCUGAACUGCUUGGCUAAGGGAGAAGCAAAAACAGUUAGUGAAUUUUUUUAUGUUUGCUUUUUGGCUUGUUGCCAUUCUCUAAUUAGUUGUAUCUUUUUAAAGGUAGAGUUCUUUAUUGGAUCACCGAGGGAACUAUGCUUGUAGGUUAGUGGAGAAGCAAAAACAGUUUUUCUUCUAAGGGGUAUAAAGAUAUCCAAAUAUAACCCAAUUUCUAAGUUAUUUGAUGUGCUGUAUACUUCAGGUGUGUUAUCCUCAUGGACGAAUAAUCAGGAUUUAGGGUCAUUCAACUCCUCUUCUGCGUAUGUCAUGAUCGCCUCUAUGGAUCAGCAUUUUGCAGUCUUGCAAAGGAAUCAAAGAGUUGUAAUUAUAGUUUCAGAGCAUCGGAUAUAUACAUGUAGCCAUCAUAGGAAUUAAAUAGGAUGUUUACAGUGGGACGACUUUAGGUUGUUGAUAUGAAAAUGCUCAUGUAAGAAAUUAUAGCUAUGAAUAAUGAGAGAUGUAAGAGGUAGAAUUCAUAUAAGAAGGCGCGCCAAUUCAUUUCAUUAUAAUUCACAUGAGAUUUAGAUGAUUCAUUAAUUUAUUUUAUUUGAUUUACUUAGUAUUUUACCUUUGUCAUUUGAUCUUGAGUUGCUUAAAGGCUUCGGAGUUAUAGAAUGUAAGCGGUGUUGAAGGUCCAGAUGAAUUUAUAAGAAAUUCUUAUCAAUAUUCUAAUCCAAUUAGAUCCUGCAUUAGGCGUCAAACUGAAUGAAGUUUAUUUGAACCAAUACAAAUUUCAAAUGUGCCAAAGCAUUGGUGAUUGCCUUCACUAGUGCUGGAGAGGUGGCGCUAAAGAUUGUUUUUUUUGCUUCGGCGAACUUAUAAUGUAACUGUUGGUGUGGCACAAAACCAGCAAUUCCAAAAUUAUUCAUUCAGGUGUUGUGUAGGAACCUUGAUAACAAGAAGCUAUGAUUCUAAUUACCAACAUUGGUUUUACAUCAUGAGUCCUUUCUACAAUAAACCUUUGGUUAAAGUUAGUCUUUCUAUGGUCUACAUGAAGAUUUUUUUUUGUGUGUGUGUGUUUGUGUGUGCAUUAUGUAAUUUAGACUCCUUGAUUUAGCCUUCAGUACGUGCACCCAACACUUGGACAUGGAUAUCGGUAUGACACUUGAUUACUACUCCUUUGGAAGGAUUCCUUAAAUGUUGUCAGGACCUGAAACCUCAACAUGCUAGUAGAGUGUAACCAAGCCAAACACAAGCGAACUGGGGUCAUCUUGAGCUUGACUUUAAAUUUUCAUGCGAGGAUUGAGCUAUGCUCGGGUUUGUCCUGAGCUUACAGAUUUCAGCUGGAGCUCUGUCCAUUGGCUCGUAAUAGGGACAAAAAGUAUGUUGGAUAUGAGAGGUGGUGUAGCCUGAAUUAAUAACAUAAAUGGAGAAGCUCUAGCUGUUAUACUUGUUAGCUGAUUGUGAGAGCCUGCUUCUCUGAUCUAUACAUGGUAAUAGCUUGGUUUUGUGGCACAAUUUGGUCCUAGGUUAUUUUAUGCGCUCUAGUGCUUCUGAUUUGUUAUCCUUGCCAUCUACUAGCUGGAAUUUAGGGUCAUUGAACGCCCGAUCCAUAUAUGGUUAUGUUUUGCCUGGAUGCAAAACUUGCAGCUUUUAGUUGGAGGCGUAGAGCAUUAGAUAUUUGUAGCACUAGUUCUUGACUGAUAUGUUUGUUUUUUCUUUCUUGGGUGCUGUCGACAAGCGUAUGUUAUAUCCCAGCCCACCAGCUUUAACAUGGUAUAAAGAGUCAAUUAAUCCUUUCACGAAGAAAAGGUCUGCAGAGCAUGCAUUUAUUGAGGAGAAAAUAGCCAAACAGUUAAAUGAUUUGAUAGUACUAAAACUUUGUGUUAAACUUAACACUCUGCAUGUGAGGGCCAUUCUUUCAAAUUUUUCAUUAACCUGGUUAUUUUUGGGUAAAUAGAAGCAAUCAAUUCUCUUAUUUUCCCAGUCAGGUGAAUGAGCAUAUUAUGUAUUGGCUUCAUCUUCUUUUACAUCAUCUACUGGUAUUCAAAAUACCUGUUAGCAGUUUCAUUAGUAGCAUUUCUUUAAAACAGUCUACCUGUAGAUUAUAUAUUUAACUUCUUGCAUAUUUAGUAGUAGUAUGUUGAAAUUUGAUUUCUGUUUUAUGCAUGGAAAUGGAGACCAUGGAAAUUUUAUUAUGUUUUGAUAUAUGCAAAAGGUGCCCUAUUAUUUAAACUGUAGCGUGGUAUAAUUGCAUAUGUUCCCUGUGCAGCAGUGUUUUGCUUUGAAGAAAUCCUGAGCUUUGUUGUUUUAUGAACUGUAUGUAGGUUUAUAGAGACAGAGGUGGUCUAUCUGAUAAAACUAUACAGGAACAAACUUUUCUAAUGCAUGAAUUACGUGGCUCAAAGCCUUGACUUGCAGUUCAAAGAGUUAAUUGCUACAGCAUGCAAGGUUCCCAUCAAAGAUAAAAAUAGAUAAAGGAAAGAGAAAGGAAAAGAAAAAAGAAGAUGAAAAAAGAAGAUGAACAGGAUUAAGAUUGGAGGGAGAAGAGAGUGAUUAUGAAUUAUUUAAUGGGCUUUAUUUUGUCCAAUUACAUAUGAUGUUGUACCCAUUUGACAUUAGGAGCCAAAAAGAUAAUAUGGACCGAGAAGGAUGGGCAUUCUACAUAAGGGGGGCAAAAUUCCAGGUCCAGUUUGGAUCCUGGUCAAACAAGACCUUAUAGUUUACGGUUUUCUGCUUGAUCCAAACCUGAUCUAGAUCUAGAUUUCAAUCAAUAUAGUGUGUGGUGUCAAACAUGGUUUUAAUUUGGUCAAUGGUAUGACCCAGUUUGAUGCAAUGCUAACUAUUGAAUGUGAUGCAUACUAGAGAGUAUAGUUUUGAAACUCGAUUCUAAGCACCAUAAUAUCCAGAUUUACCAACCCAAAUCCAACCCAGUUAUUAAGCCUUAUAGUAAGAAACUGGAUUAUCUGAAUUUACAGAUCCAGAACCAGGCUCUGAUCCAAUUUAGAGCACUAUGCAAGGGCCUCAAUUUUUUGAAUAUGCAGAUCUGGGAAGACUUGAAUUUAGAUUCAGAUAAAUUUUUUGUCCCGACCUGGUUUUUGAACAAUGAUUUUAUUGUAUGGAUGUAGUCUUUUCAGAGUUGGUCUGUGUCAGUCAGACACGGUGCACAAAAUUUUGCCACCCCCAAUUCUACUGCUUCUAUACAAUCUAUGCACUAAUGAUGAUUGAGACAUGCAUCCUUUUGCAGUCAAUAUCAUUAGUUGUUCAUCCACUCUUAAUUCUUCGCAAAGGAGCAUAUUUAUAAAAUUAUGGUAUUAAAGCAAUCCUGAUCCGUCAAAAAAUAUAUGGAGUUUACGUUGCUAUGCUCUAUUUGUUUCCCAACUUUUUUAUUUUUCUUCAUCACAUCCCAUCUUUCUCUAGUUUUCUAAUAUAAUGCUUCAUAAACAUGAAUAGAAACAAGAAGCUUAUGGUUUUCCAUCUAUAUGGGUUUGUAAUUUUUCUCUUUCUUGUCCUAUUUUUUAUGUAUAACUCCUAUUCAUUCUAUGUUAUCCAUUUCUUUCAUCUUUUUAGUUUUCUUUUCAAUGCUAUCUGAUAUCAUCCAGAAUAUUAAUGUUCUCGUGGGGGCAUUUGCCUUCAAAAUCAGGGUGAGGGCAGGACUGGAACCUAGGUCCUUGGUACCAGCUUCAAAGAGUUCACUGACUACACUAGUUGGCACCCUCUAGGGCAAUGUCGUAUUAAUAUUCCAUUAAUUGUUUUAGUCAGCAUCCCUGCCACCUUCUCCUCCUCCUCUCAAUCCCUUACCUUGACUAUACGUACAGAUCUAUUUCACGUCAUGUCUCCCCUGGUAAUUACAUUCCAUUCUCGCUCAAAUGCCAUAAAGCUCCAUUUUCACUCUCUUUGUACAAGGAGGUUGCUCGCUUGCUCCCCUAGUGUAAUAUAUCCACAUGAGCUGCUAAAGCUUAUUAAUCUUCUUGUUGCUCGUAUGCUUGUAAUGGUGUGCAUAUUCCAAUCUCUCUAUUUACAACAAAUUUAUCUGUGCUCAAAUCUGGUGGGAGUGAGCAGCAGGGUAGACAUUUGCUAUUGGUUAAUUAUAUGAACCAUGCUUAGAAAGCAACAUGCUAUCUGAUGGUGUUUGCUUUUGUUUUGUUCAAUGGAGAAAAUUAUUGCAAUAAAUAAAUCAAAAUUGCCUAUCCUCCAAAAUUUUUCUGUUUUGUAUAUGUUGUGCUUUAAAUCUGUAGUUCAUGAUAAGUCAAAAUGGUGCUCAAGAGGAGCUCAUAUGCAGUGGAAGUAUUUGGUGCAUAGGUAGGAGGCUGAGAGCAUGAUGCCAGUAGUCAAUCUAUGUCAUCUUUAGUAGGAUAUAAGAGCAUGAAUUUUGAUGAAACCGAUGAAGAGUUUAAAGUUGAUAUCCAGAUGACUUGAAGUAUAUAUAUAAAUGCCGCUUAUGCCGUGAAAUCUCGUCACACCUGAUUUGAGUUGGAAAAAGAGCCUUGAGGUUGUACUCCAACUGACCAAUUGACUAGCUUUGGACUAGUGCUUGAAGUUCGUUGACCUGGAAUGAUCCAGUUUAGCAGGCAGGUUGUGGGUCAGCAACUCUACCAUGGUCAACCUAAUUCCUCAUGGCAACAUAAAUAAAUACAUAAGUGCAUAAAUGUUUAAAUUUUAAAAAUUCUAAAAGAGCAAAAUAGAAAAAUAUGAAAAAAAGUGUAACAAUAAUUCAAUUGUUUUUUAGCAUUUACAUAGUAAAAUGAUGAUAUUUCCUAUUAUCGCAUAAACACACACACAAAUAGUACAUUAAUUCCAAAAUGAUCUUUGCAUGCGUUCAUAUGUAAAUAAAAUUUUUAUUUUAAGGUUUAUAGAAUCUUACUUUAAUUCAUAACAAAAUCCACAUGGUUCAUAAUCAAGAAAUCUUCAUUUGAACCAAGAUAUUUCUGUGAUCAAAAAUUAAAAAUAUAAGUUCAUGAUAAGGGAUCAGAUUCAGAAAAGCUUGAGUAUGAUAUAUGAAUAAAAAAUCUAAAAACAGAUCCUUGUUCACUGCUUGCUUCUUAAUUAAAUCGACAAUUUAGAUUCAAUGAUUCCAUAUCUCACAACAUAUCUAUGUUUUCUGUAGCAUUUGAAAAAACUUCAUGAUGUCAAAAUAAAUCUCAAUAUAAGGACAUCAUCCAUGUCAACAUUAUCUUACAAAUUUCAUGGCCUACCAAUGCCGGUGGCUGACCACAUGCAAUGCUGGCGGCCGCAAGUGGCCGCUGCGCAAUGGUUGGUGACUAACCAGGGGCCAAUUGAUGGGUCCAAGGUCCAAAUGAAAAAAAAGGCCAACUGGUGGACUAGAGGAGAGGGGGAGAAGCCUCCGGCUAGCAGUGACCAAACAGCGGCAAGCAGCGGUGAAGGAUGGGGAUGGCAGAGGACAAGGACCAUGCUGUCACUCCCCAAAACUAGGGCAUCAAAUAAUUGAGAGCCCUGGCCCUGCUACUUUUCCAAACACACCGAAUCCCUUUUGGGUUUUUCAUUUUAUAAAAAGAAAAGCAUUAUUAACUCGGGUGGGUGGUAGGUGGGUUAGCCUAUUCCGGGUUGACCAGUUCAGCCGCUCGACCCAUGCAGGUCAAAUGGGUUUCAGGGAACAGCAGGUCCUCAAUUCACUCGACCUGCCAAUGGCUGCUGGUGCACGGUUAGGCGCAUUGACUUGUUCAAUUGGAGAGUGUCUCUAAAUGUGCUUCGGACUGUCACAUGGAGAAGUGACAUUCCUAUGCACUGCAAUAGCAUUUUCAGUUCUAUAUAAACUUGGGCAUCGCACAUCUUGCCACCACGGUAAAUACUGUCUUAACAUACUAAAAUGGUUGAUCCUCUAGCCUCAAGGAAGGCUCUUUGCUAUUGCAACUUGAAUACUUGAAUGUACUUCAGACUGAAAUGUUUGCACCAAAAACUACAUCAAGGAUUCAAGAAAAAUCACUAUUCGACAAUUAUUGUUUUCUGUAUAUGUGAAUUUUUUCAGCAGUCUGUCAACCUACGAGUUGUGCUACCGGGAGUUUCUGCUAUAUUUAGUAGCUGUUUUUAGAGAUUGGUGAAGAGGUGGACUAACAAGGAAUUCAAGUUGCUAUGAUAAUGUGAGAUGUGAGGUGAAAAAGAAACUUAAAUGAAAAGCAUGUACAUUAAAUGACCUUUAUAAAUUAUUUCAUUUAAUUUUUUAUACAAUACUUAACAUAUAGAGUUUAGUUGAAAUUUUUUCUUCCUAUGCCUCCCAAAUAUCCUUUUUCUUCCUGUUGUCAAUUCAGACAAUUGGAUGUGUCUGAAUCCAAUUCUUGUGUUCAUGCCCAUGCAACACUAUUUGAGGGCAUGCAAACUACUGUUACAUUAGUUUAGUGACUUUGGAGCCAACCUGUAAAUCAUGGCCAAUAUGGUAGAAUGAAUGAAGCAUGCAACAUGACUGGGGUGGACUUCAAGUAGGAUUAGGAUGUCUAAAAUGGAGGAAAGUAGGAAAACAUUUUUAGCAUCGAUCCAUUUUAGAAUAGAGGUGCAACAUUUUAUGGGUUCCUAUCAUUUCAAAGAGAGUUGAACAACAAAUCUGGUAGUGAGAUUUGAGCUUAAAUACAAUUGAUGUACAUGUUUGGAAAUCUAAAAUGUGAAUUCACCCAUCUGAUUAUGAUCCAUUCUGCAACAUGGGGGAAAAAACCAAGAUCUCUUACCUGUUCAUUGAAUGGUUACAAACGGAUUUUUCCCCGAGUAAUAUGCCAUGUCAAAAUGCAUGGUGGACAAGCAAUUGAGGACCUAUACUAUUAACUGUGGUUUGGAUAUUGUAAAGCGCAUGGACCAAAAUUUUAUGGGUCUGAAAUCUGAACUCUUCGGAUGGUAGAGCAAAUCUAGGCAGGUAUCUUGUUCGUAAAAGUAUCUUUUCUGUCCUUUUUGCAAAGAAGAAAUGCAUGGGAAGAAACUUCCAGAACAAUUCACUUUUGGUUAGUUGGUUCAAGUCCUAUUGGUUCAAAAUACAUGGUGAGCCACCUCAAUAUAGAAUCUACGCCACCAAUCAUGUUCUACAACAUCUAAUUUAUGUAAAAUCCAAAAUCAUGAAAGAGGUUUCUUCCUAUCAAGGGAUAAGAUUUUUCAAUAAUAACAAACUAAAUGGUUUAAUAUAUUUUCUAUUUCAUAAAUACUCGAUCUCAUAGGAUUUUAGUCAGUAUUGAUGUUUAGAUCAUGGUUGAUGAUGGUUCGAUAUGGUCUUCUUGAUUCAUGCACUCUAGCACUACCAGCCAUUUAAUGCUUUAGUUGGUGCAUUAACAAGAAAAUUGAAUUUAUGAUUUUGGCUUUUAGACUUAUAAAACUUUUAUAUUAUGUAGAUAAUGUGGAUUCUUAAUUUUUGUUGUCCUAUUGUUGGCUUGGAAAUUAGGUGAUGGUAACAUGCUGUAUCAUGCCCAGCUGUGCUGUUACUUCAUUGCAUUUUUUUCACAAAUUAAAUAUUUUUAUUUUCACAGUCAGGGAUCAUUUUUUUAAAAAUUAUAACACAGACAAAAUUGAUCAAAGUUAGCAUGCAUCUCUAUGUAAUAUAACAUUGAAAAAACACUCAACAACUCUUGCUUAUUUGUUUCAAGUUUGCCUCAUAAACUUGUAAUGUUAUAUAGCUUUUUCUUAAAGUUAUGUUUUAUUCAUAAAUAUGCAAUACAUACGAGAUCGACUUGAUACACUAGAAGAUUCUGUAAAGCAAUCUUGGGAACUUGCUCAAUCAGGUCAAACUUUUGGAGCUGCUAAGCAAGAUUUAUCCAUAUCUAGUGAACCAGUUGACAAACUAUUUACUAUUUUCGAUGACAUCAGAAGAAGUGCAGUAGAUGCAAGUGAUACAAUUACUGACUUCAUUGGAGCAAGGAUCAUAUUUUGGGACAUGAUAUACCAAGGCAGUGUUGAAAGUGCUCGCUUCGAAAUUUUUAUCCCAUUACUUGAUGGAGUUCUUGACUACAUAUGUGAUCUAAUCAUCGAUACACUUAGGGAUCAAGUUGUUUCAAGCAUUUGUCAAGCAUCAAUGGAGGGCUAUAUGUGGGUAUUGUUGGAUGGAGGCCCAUCCCGUGUAUUUUCUGACUCUGAUGUGAUAAUGAUGCAAGAAGAUUUAAAUGACUUGAAGGUAAGCACUCCAACAAAUGCACAUUGAUAUCUAGAAUCCUUCACAUUGAUCAAUGGCAUUUUAUUUGAAAAUAUAUAUAUAAGCUAUGUCGUCUGUGGUGUUUUAAUCUACUUUAUUAGGAUUUAUAUUGGAUUUAUAAUAGAGAUUAUACUAGAGAUAUUUAUUGUUGUUUGCUUCAUCUACCUUUUAGAACCCUUGUUCUUGGAAGUCUAGCAUUUUGUCUCCCAUCAUUAUCUUUCUUGGUGUCGGAGGCUUUUAGGGUUUAGGAUUUAGGGUUUAGAGUUUUAGGGUUUCAGAAUUUAGGGUUUAGAGUUUUAGGGUUUAGAGAUUUAGG